Molecule: messenger RNA, 5692 nt
Organism: Manis javanica (Malayan pangolin)
Lineage: Eukaryota; Metazoa; Chordata; Mammalia; Pholidota; Manidae
Source: RefSeq, a predicted model, not a curated record
GUGACGUCAUGUCGCGGCUGGCCGGUGUUUCUGUCUUCUUCCCCCUCCCUUACUCUUCCUCCCCAGGCCCUCCCCUUCUCUCCCCCUUCCCUCCUCCGGCUUCAGCCUUUGAGGCCGCACGAAUACAGGAGGCUAUGGAGUAAGCUGGCCGCAGUGACCUGGAGCCGACGCUGACCAGGAGCAACCAGCAAGUUUUUGGGGGAGUGGGAGAAACGAGUCCCAGAACCGCCCUCCCGGGAGGAAAGGGUAAGAAGCAACUUUAACUACCCAGUAUUGCAGCCAUGGAGUCCAUGCUUAAUAAAUUGAAGAGUACUGUUACAAAAGUAACAGCUGACGUCACUAGUGCUGUAAUGGGAAAUCCUGUCACUAGAGAAUUCGAUGUCGGCCGACACAUCGCCAGUGGUGGCAAUGGGUUAGUUUGGAAGAUUUUUAAUGGCACAAAAAAGUCAACAAAGCAGGAGGUUGCUGUUUUUGUCUUUGAUAAAAAGCUGAUUGACAAAUAUCAAAAAUUUGAAAAGGAUCAAAUCAUUGAUUCUCUUAAACGAGGAGUCCAACAGUUAACUCGACUACGACACCCUCGGCUUCUUACUGUCCAGCAUCCUUUAGAAGAAUCCAGGGAUUGCUUGGCAUUUUGUACGGAACCAGUUUUUGCUAGCUUAGCCAAUGUUCUAGGUAAUUUGGAAAAUAUACCUUCUUCUGUAUCUCCAGACAUUAAGGAUUAUAAGCUUUAUGACGUAGAAACCAAGUAUGGUUUGCUUCAGGUUUCUGAAGGAUUGUCAUUUUUGCAUAGCAGUGUGAAAAUGGUUCAUGGAAAUAUUACACCUGAAAAUAUAAUUUUGAAUAAAAGUGGAGCCUGGAAAAUAAUGGGCUUUGAUUUUUGUGUAUCAUCAACCAAUCCUUCUGAACAAGAGCCUAAGUUCCCUUGUAAAGAAUGGGACCCAAAUUUACCAUCAUUGUGUCUUCCAAAUCCUGAAUAUUUGGCUCCUGAAUACAUACUUUCUGUGAGCUGUGAAACAGCCAGUGAUAUGUACUCUUUAGGAACUGUCGUGUAUGCUGUAUUCAAUAAAGGGAAACCUAUUUUUGAAGUUAACAAGCAAGAUAUUUACAAGAGUUUCAGUAGGCAGUUGGAUCAGUUGAGUCGUUUAGGAUCUAGUUCACUUACAAAUAUACCUGAGGAAGUCCGUGAACACGUAAAACUACUAUUAAAUGUAACUCCAGCUGUAAGACCAGAUGCAGAUCAAAUGACAAAGAUUCCCUUUUUUGAUGAUGUUGGUGCAGUAACACUGCAGUAUUUUGAUACCUUAUUCCAAAGAGAUAAUCUUCAGAAAUCACAGUUUUUCAAAGGACUGCCAAAGGUUCUACCAAAACUGCCCAAGCGUGUCAUUGUGCAGAGAAUUUUGCCUUGUUUGACUUCAGAAUUUGUAAACCCUGACAUGGUACCUUUUGUUUUGCCCAAUGUUCUACUGAUUGCUGAAGAAUGCACCAAAGAAGAAUAUGUCAAAUUAGUUCUACCUGAACUUGGCCCUGUCUUUAAACAGCAGGAGCCAAUCCAGGCUAGCAACAUGAUUUUGUUAAUUUUCCUACAAAAAAUGGAUUUGCUACUAACCAAAACUCCACCUGAUGAGAUAAAGAACAGUGUCCUACCAAUGGUUUACAGAGCACUAGAGGCUCCAUCCAUUCAGAUCCAGGAACUCUGUCUAAACAUCAUUCCAACCUUUGCAAAUCUUAUAGACUACCCUUCCAUGAAAAAUGCUUUGAUACCAAGAAUUAAAAAUGCAUGUCUACAAACGUCUUCCCUUGCUGUUCGUGUAAAUUCAUUAGUGUGCUUAGGAAAGAUUUUGGAAUACUUGGAUAAGUGGUUUGUACUUGAUGAUAUCCUUCCCUUCCUACAACAGAUUCCAUCCAAGGAACCCGCAGUCCUCAUGGGAAUUUUAGGUAUUUACAAAUGUACUUUUACUCAUAAGAAGUUGGGAAUCACCAAAGAGCAGCUGGCUGGGAAAGUAUUGCCUCAUCUGAUUCCCCUGAGUAUUGAAAACAAUCUUAAUCUCAAUCAGUUCAAUUCUUUCAUUUCUGUCAUAAAAGAGAUGCUUAAUAGAUUAGAGUGUGAACAUAAGACUAAACUGGAGCAACUUCAUAUAAUGCAAGAACAGCAGAAAUCUUUGGAUAUAGGAAAUCAAAUGAAUGCCUCUGAGGACACAAAAGUUACAAAUGUUGGUUCUCAGCAGAUUGACAAAGUCUUUAACAACAUCGGAGCAGACCUUCUGACUGGUGGUGAAUCAGAAAAAGAGGAUGGUUUACAAAAUAAACAUAAAAGAGCAUCACUUACACUUGAAGAAAAACAAAAAUUAGCAAAAGAACAGGAGCAGGCACAGAAGUUGAAAAGCCAGCAGCCUCUUAAACCCCAAGUGCAUACACCCAUUGCUCCAGUCAAACAGACUAAGGACUUGACAGACACAUUGAUGGAUAAUAUGUCAUCUUUGACCAGCCUUUCUGUUACUACCCCUAAAAUUUCUGCUUCAAGUACCUUCACCUCUGUUCCUUCCGUGGGCCUUGGCAUGAUGUUUUCUACACCAAAUGAUAAUACAAAGAGAAGUUUGACAAAUGGCCUAAAUGCUAACAUGGGCUUUCAGACUGCAGGAUUCAGCAUGCCGGUUAAUACUAACCAGAACUUAUUCAGUAGUCCAAGCACACCUGGAGUGACCAAGAUGACACCGGGAACACCUUCCACUUUGCCAAACUUCAGUGCUGUGAGUGUUCCUCCUGCCGGCGCAAAGCAGACUCAACAAAGACCCACAGAUAUGUCCGCUCUUAAUAAUCUCUUUGGCCUUCAGAAACCCAAAGUUAGCAUGAACCAGUUAUCUCAACAGAAACCAAAUCAGUGGCUUAAUCAGUUUGUACCUCCUCAAGGGUCUCCAGGUAUGGGCAGUUCGGUAAUGGGAGCACAGAUGAACAUGACAGGACAGUCUUCCUUUGGUAUGCAGGCUAACCCUUUCUUUAACCCACAGACCUUUGCACAGCCGCCAACUACUAUGACCAGUAGCAGUUCAGCUAGCAAUGACUUAAAAGAUCUUUUUGGGUGAGGUGUCUCGCUCCUAUUUUUGAAGGAUUACUUCUUUUCAAUCAUGGGUGAGCUGAUUUAUAUCUUUAUAUAGUUGGCUUGGAGGAACUACUUCUGUGGGAAAGUGAAUGGUUCUCUGACAGAAAACACCUGUUUCCAUGCCAGCAUAGUAGUUGUAAGGACUCCUUAACUACAGUUGAGUUUUUUAAAGCAUUGAGGAUUUUUUUCCUCUUACCAUCUUCUCUUCAGGUUUUUAAAAGACCCCAACCCUUACCAAUCUUAAUGAGAAAAAAAAGACACCUGAAUAUCUUGAAUAGCAGAAUUUUUUAAUCAAGUGUUUAUUUUGGCUUGUAAAUCUUGGUGUUAUUUAAAAAAUCGAGUUGGUGGUAAUUGCAAGUGUCAUCUAUUAAAUACUACAUGGUACACAGUUGCUCUUCAAAAGUCAUCAUUCUUGAUUUUAAUAUGUGGAAGAUCAUGAUGCUGUAUUGAUUUGUUUGCGUUUAGUAUGACAGAGAGAAAAUGAUAACCAUAACAAAAAGAAUCAGGUCACUUGCUUUUUCCAAUCUUAUUUACUUCUGAGAUAAACUAAUGUUUAGUACAAAAGACCAAGCAAACACUGCAAAAUUUAACUUAAUGUUGAUUUCAUUGUUUGAAACUUAAGGCAUUAUUAACCAUCUUAAAUGCAAACCAAUCAUUGUAAAUUAUAUUUAAGCAUGGUCUGCCUCGAAUAGUAAUGUAUUUUUCUGCAUUCACUUGGGGACAUUUACACUUUUUUCCUACCAUAUCACAGAUAGAAGAGGUAUGUACUGAUACUUGACAAAGCCCUCUGGUGUGAUUCUCUGACUGUUGCCUUCAUAUUUCAUUUUGAUUUCAAACUUCUGAGGUUGCAGCAUAUAUUAAUUGCAUUUCGAGAGGAGAUUUGUAAGAAUUAAACUAUAUUUAAUGAGUAAACUUUUGAGAUUUCUUCUGUAUUGUUUCAGAUGUAAUAAACUUUACUUCUCUAAAAAUGAGCAGUUUUAUCUUCUGGCUACCAACAGAUUUUCAGUUUACCAUGAUAAAGUCUGAUCUCAUCAAUUACUGCAAUUGAAGUUAAAUUUUUUUCUAGGAAGUUCAGGAAUCAUUUAUUUGAACAUUUUCAUCUCUAUAAUAAGCCAUUUUUAGGAAGGAGAAAAUGAAUUCUUCUGCCAGGAAACAUACUUUAUUUUUCAAAGUCUUUCUCUGAUUUUUUUUAAAAUUUACUGAUUAUUCAACUCAGAGCUUUAUGCUAUAAAUGUCAGUUGUAUUUUUUUAAAUUAUAUUUUACCAUUAUAUAGCUUUAAAGUGAUCUUUCACAGAACUAUUACAUGUAUUAGUUGCUGCCAUUGAGUUUGUGGUUUUUAAUUAUCUGAAACUGGCAAUCAUUUAAAAUAUAUCAUAUGUUGUAGUGUGCUGAUACUAAGUUGAUUCAUUGAAAUACAUACGUAUAUAUACAUAUACACACUAAAUAUAUACAUUGAAUAUAUGGUACUUGGUUAUAAAAUGUAAUUUGAUGAUAAUGCUGGCAGCAUUCAGUAAGAGGGAGAGUACUUUAAAAAAUAAAGUCAGCUUUACAUCUGGUUUCUUUAUGAGCUAAACAUUGUUACAUGGUUUUAGAAAAAGGACUCAGAAAUGCUGAAGAAACUUAAUCCAAGAAAUGAAAGGCACUAGGAUGAUCAGAUGCUUUUGUCAAAUAUAUUAACACCUUGGCCAGAUUAUCUGUCUUGUUUGUAACACAGUACUUCUCUUGAGAAAAGUUUUCAUAUGGAAUAAAAUUGCUUGAUGUUGAAGAAUUUUUCUUUGUAACAGUUCAGUAGUCACUAUUUGUGAGGAAAUUGUUUUUUUAUUUUGUAAAAUGCCGUGAUGUUGGUGGUGGACUCCUAAUUAGAAGGAAAGCAUAAUAUAACAUAUGAUUUGAACUUCUAAAUAUAAAAAUAGAUUAUUUGAGAAAGUAUAAUAUGUAAUUCCUAGGUCAUUUUCACACCUUGUAAUAUGCUCAUUCAUUGAAGUAGUGGUGCUACAUUUUUAGAAAAUUCUUCCUAAACUUUUUUUUUCUAAUUUCUUGAAGGUAUUUUAUUUAAAUAAUUUCCAUCAGUUGAACUGUUACCAUUGCCUUUUUCUGUUGAGAAGUGCUUAUGAAAAAUAGUGCUGCGUUUAGGCUUGUAUUUCUAUGUGAACAACAUUUUCAGAGUUGUAGGUCACCUUAAAAUUAUUUCAGAUAUUGACAGCAUUAAGUCCGUUAUGCUUAGAGUAGAAAAUUGGUAGAUUAAAAAAAUAAAAAGCACAUGUAGACAAAAAUUACAAGAAAGAUUCCCUUUUAUUUGAAUUGGUUCUUUAUUCUGAUACUAAAAUGUGUGAUCUAUGUAGAGGAUGUAUAAAAGGAAAUGGAAAUAGACUAUGUGCUUGGCAGGGUUUUGUUUGUUUUUGUUUUUAUUUUGGAAUUCUUAUAACCAUUUUCACCUUAAUAAGUUAAGGAAGUAGGUUUUAUGUGUUUGUUUAACCUGUAAAAUACCUCACGUGGUGGCUUUUCCAUAUUAAAAGAAAAGGUAUAUAUGGAAGUACCUGACAGCAAGCACAGAGUAUACACCAAAUAAAUUACAGCUUUGAUAAAACUUUCCA